AAUAAGUAAUGUCAUUGGUCAGAAUCAUCAUAGCAACGAGUCCCUUUACAAAAUGGCGACUGAUAACUAAGUCUGUGUUUGUGAACAUCAUUAAUCAUUCGAUCUAAUACUAAAUGUCAAGAGCUGAGGUCAAAUUUUGAUUUCAGGCUGCAAUAUGGAUGAGGAUCCAAAAACAGAUGUCAGUGCAGACCAGGCAAAGGCUCUGAUUGACAGUGUAAUUGCAAAUGCUAAGGAUAUGAUUGAAGAUACCAUUUCGAGUGCUUUUCGUCGUUUGGAAACGCAGAUGUCCGAGAGAGAAAAGACAUGCGAAUCUCUCAGAUCAAGCCAUAUUUCCCCAGAAAGCAGUUUCAUAUAUCGAGAUGAAAAUUUUGAAAUGAAGGACAUUGGAUGGCUUAAUAUUCAGGAGUUUUCUGUGGAAAAGGCAGAAGAGAAGAUUCAUGAAUUCAUAAAGACCUGGGUAUAUGAAGAUAGCUGGCAAUACUGUAUUGACUUUCUUGGGGAGGACAUCUUUCCCUUUGAUCAUCGCUACCGAUUUCGUGUGCGCUGGAGCAUACCCACUCGCCGGAAGCCUAUACCACGAGCAACAGCAUCUGUGUAUUUCACCUUUGUUGUUUCUACAAUUAAACCAAGGACUUACCCAGUAGAUGUUCUUUAUGUGUUUGAGACAAACAGGCUAGUACACAAACCAGGUCAGUCACGCUUUCGGGAAAAAUGGUUGAAGGACAUUAUUGAGAGCAAGGUGGCAUUGAUGUCAGCCAUUACAUUUUAAAUCACAUCUUUUGAUCAUUAACUUUCAUCAUAAUGACCAGGAUCUACAUCACACUUGCAUUCUGCAUUUACUUUUAUGGCAGAGUCGAGUUGACAACAGUGGUCUAUACAUGUAUAUUUUAGGGGUGUAAUAUGUUUUCUGCGUUUGUGGUGGUGUAUAACACCGUUGACAAGAGAGGAGUCAGCAGACACUGUAACAAGUAUCCAAGAGCUGACACAGGAGUUAAACUAACUGUAGGUCGGGGGAACAUCUUGUAUAAGCUGUCUCAUUUAAUGUGAAUUUGAGAAAGAAUGCAAGUGUAUUGAUACGUACAAUACAUGUUUAUUCAUAUGUACAUAUGUAUAUUUACUUCAAUGCAUACCCUAUGCACAUAUGUGUACAGAUGAAUGAAUAUUUGUAUACACAUAAAUAAUAUAAGUGGUGAGAAUAUUCUGUCAACUUGUAGGUUAAAAGUACACUUAAAUAUAACCUUACAAUUCAUUGUCCAGAAUGUUCUUCUGUACUAGAAUCUUCUGCUAUGAAACUUAAUAAACCAUGCUUGUCUGGUUUGGCAUGUAACACCUAUAGGUGGACAGAGGAAAAACUGUAUGGCCAACAUAAAAGAAUGGACUAAUUGUACCAUGUAGAAUUGACUUGCUUAUUGCUCAAGAAAUUCUGCUGAAUCUAUCAAA
This is a messenger RNA of Pomacea canaliculata, 1440 nucleotides long. RefSeq names its product A-kinase anchor protein 14-like. Gene Ontology annotation, cellular component: cAMP-dependent protein kinase complex. Gene Ontology annotation, molecular function: protein kinase A regulatory subunit binding. Lineage: Eukaryota; Metazoa; Mollusca; Gastropoda; Architaenioglossa; Ampullariidae. The transcript has 5 exons. The coding region runs from base 155 to 769 and encodes 204 amino acids. The record is from RefSeq and is a predicted model, not a curated record.